UUCCACUCAGUGUGUGUGUAAGGACAGUAUUAAUAGUGCUUGCUUAAAAAAAAAAUAUACUGAUCAGGUUUAACUGAUCAAUUACUUUGUGGAUUUAAAUGAUUUUGGUGUACUUUUCAUUUAAUACAAACACACUGUAGUUUUUAAAACUAAUGAGGAUACAUUUUUCUUCCUAUAAAAAAAAAAGAAUUUAAGGCUCAAAAUGUCCAGAAAAAAGAUAAUAGUUAUUUUCAUUGUGGGUAUUUUAUUUGCUGCCAUUGGUGGAGCCUUGUUCCCAUUGAUAGAUUAUUUUAUACAAGAAGAAAUAAAAAAGAAAAUGGUCAUCUCUAACACCAGUGAAACAUAUGAUAUCUGGCAAGAUGUCCCAGUCCCUGUGUACAUGCAGUUCUAUGUCUUUGAUCUGGACAAUCCUGAAGAAGUCAAGAAUGGAGAUAAGCCUUCUUUAAUACAGAGAGGGCCGUACACCUACAGAGAAAGAAGGACAAAGUUUGAUAUAGUUUGGAAUGACAAUGGAACAGUUACCUAUAAACAGAAUCGUACAUUUCACUUUGUUCAAGAAAUGUCAAGUGGCACUGAAACAGAUAUGAUAACCACAGUAAACCCAAUAGUUGCUGUCAUUGCUCACAGUUUCAAAUGGAUGCCCUCACUUGUAAAAACUAUAGUUUCUGAAGUGCUAGGACUAGAUGGUGAAAAUUUAUUUAUGACAAGACCAGUAGAAGAAGUUUUGUGGGGCUAUGAUGAUCCUUCUUUGGUCCUUCUGAAUAAAAUGAUCCCUGCUUGGUUUCAAACUACUUUCAUUGGAUAUUUCAUGCGGAGAAAUUAUACAGAUGAUGGUUUAUAUACUGUGCACACUGGUGAAACUGACAUAGGGCUAGUGGGGAUAAUAUCUAGAUACAAUGGAGACAGUGCUGUUAAUGUCUGGUCUACUCCAUGGGCUAAUAUGGUCAAUGGAACAGAUGGAACCUUAAGUCCUCCUUUGGAUUUAGACAGACAUGUUGCUCAAAUAUUUGUGUCAGAUGUGUGCAGGUCAAUCCGAGGAGUUUUCAAAGAGGAAGUGACCUUACCACAAGGCAUUGAUCUUCGUCGCUAUGGAGGGGAUAAGAAUGACAUGCUGAAUGCCUCAGCUAAUAAAGACAACAUUGGUUUCUGUAUCCCUCAGACGGAUUGUCUCCCCACUGGUUUGUUGAACUCAACAACAUGUCAAGAACCAGUUGAUGGUUUUCCACUACCCAUAAUUGUUUCCUUUCCACACUUCCUGUACGCUGACCCUGAUGUAAUAAACAGUUUCAUUGGUCUACAGCCAAAUGAAGACGAGCAUCAAACCCUUAUUGACAUAGAGCCAUGGACUGGUCUUGUCUUACAAGCAGCAAAACGACUACAGAUAAAUAUAUUUAUUGAACAAGUUCCUUAUAUAAAACAGACGGAUGGUAUAAGAAAACUGUAUUUUCCAGUAUUUUGGCUUAAUGAGAGUUCAGUCACAGAUGACGAGCAUGCCAAUUUGUUGAAGAGUGAACUCUUUACUCCCAUGAUGAUUGCUGACAUUGUGAAAUAUUCUCUUCUAGCUCUUGGUGGCUUCUUUGUUCUACUUGCAGUGGCCCUGUUGAUCCAUAAUAAGUGUAAACACGAGAGUAAAUCAGAAAGUGUUACACAGAGCAGGGAGAACCACUCUGCUCGUGAAGAUGAUACUACUGCACCGUUUCUGAAGAGUCGCAGUGUUACAUAUGAUGACCCACUUCCUGGAUCAAGCACUUUAGGAAAUAGCUAUCAGCAAGUGAGCACAUCGUCUAGCCAAGGCAUCCCCCAUGACAGUGUUGGUGGGUUCCAAGAUGAGCAAAGAAAUCUACUUCCUUCAGAUACUGAGCAGACGUCAGUGAGCACAUCGUCUAGCCAAGGCAUCCCCCAUGACAGUGUUGGUGGGUUCCAAGAUGAGCAAAGAAAUGUACUUCCUUCUGACACUGAGCAGACGUCAGUGAGAACAGGUGACACACAGGUUGCCCAAGGCAACAAUUUGCAUGCUGAAAAUGAGCCCAAUAGAACUUAACUACUUUGAACAAAGCUUUUUCUAGAACUAGGAAGUAAUGCCUUUAAUCAACAAACAUUGUAAUCAAAUGCUGAAGCCUGUGAUCAUUAAUACUCUGUAGUCUGUUUAUUUUACUGAUACUAUUACAUGCUUGUUUGUGAAAUGUUUUGUUGAUAAAUAAGCAAAUAGAAAAAAAAGAAGAUUAUAAAUACUCUUUUGAUGUAUAUUUAAGGGUACAGUUAUCCACAUUAAUGGUAUACUUGUCUCUUUAAAUAUAUGCUGAUAUGCUUUGAGUCAUUCUUGACACUUUUUUUGUGCUGUAGCUUAAAGAUUAUAAUUUUUUAAUAAAAAUAGUUCAUCCGUGGAAAUUGAUAAGCUCUCCAUUGAUGUGUUUCAGGCAAGAAAGGAUGAUGGACGACAAAUGUAAAACACUUUACAUGCAAUGACCUUCCUUUCGGCAGCAAAUUAUGUAAAUUUAAUUGCGAUUUCUAGAUUCUACAUCUUAAACAUUUGUAGAUCUAGUAACAUUUUUUUUAUACUGAUCUUUAUGCUUAAUAAACAACAUGGAUUUUUAUUAGUAAUUUUUUUUUGUAAAAUUUCUUAUUUCUAAAAAGUUGUAAACCCUUUUAUAACAUUCUGUAAAUAUUCUUGUAACUAUUUGGUUUUAUAUCUAAAGUAUACCAAUUUUGAAGUAUUGUACAAGUCUUUUAAAACAGAAGUGUUUUUUUGAAAUAUGAGAGUUUUUACUCAGUAGUGCUUCUAUAUCUAUGUAUUUGUUUCUAAAGAUUCUGUUUAUGUAAAAGGUAUAUCUUUCUUUCUCUCUGUGUUACAAAUAUUAGGCACAUGUGUGAAGCAUCAAAGGCAAACACGCUUUGUACUCAAAACUGAUAUUAGAACAUUAUAAUUUCUAUAAAAGAUUUAGAAAGACUUUGGUGACUGUUUUGGGGUGAAAGAGUCUUCCAUGGUAUCUAUUACCCCCAAAAUAUUUUUACUUAAUUACAUGUUCUAUUUGAAUUAUUAUGUUUUUUAAUGAUUUUUUAUUCUUUGCUUUUGUAACAAUGACUUUUGAUUUUUUAUGCAUAAAACAUUCCAAAUAGAGCUUAAAAAUUGUAUAAUAAUGCAUUAUAGAUAUUGCAUGUAAGUUUACAAAUAUGUUAUAUAAAAUAUACACUUAAGAUAUACACUGUUCUAUGCAUAAAAUGAACAUAGUUGUUUUUUUAUAUACUGAUACAUAAAAUGUACACAAGAGUUUGUUCUACACAUAAAAUAAUACAAACAAAUACUGGUAUGUAAGAUAUACAUUAUAUGAAUAUAUGAGUUUAUUCUUGUAAAUGUAGAUUUUUAAGUAAUCUAUGAUUUAUACAUGCCAGUGUCAUAAUCAGCAAGCUUAUUAAGUAAUAGUGAGCCAGUAAGUUUAUUUUUAUCGAACAAUAUUUUUUCUUUAGUUUUCUAAUAUGAAAAAAAACCCACCACGGAUUGAUGAAACAAAAAAGGUUGUGUAAAACUACAUAAACUUACAACUAAAACAAUUGAGUGAUUAAUAUUUCAAAACAGACACACAUGACUUGCUCAGAUACACAUCUUUUCCCCUUACCCUUUUGACUUCUGUUCAAAUGUUAAAUGCAAGCUUUGAGUAGCUUUGAAUGUGAAAUGUGACUUCCCUGACCUAACCACCAGGGCCGUAACUAGGGAUUUGGGGGCCCGGGGGGGAUCUUCAAAUUCUCCCCCUCCUCCUCCCCCCACCCUGCUAACCACUCAUGGUGCAUGGGCCAGUGUUCAUGAUCAAAACAAACAAUCUAAGGCUGCUGCUCAGUAGCAUCGCAGAAUAUUUUAAAGUUUUUGUUUUGAGAUUUCAGAAAUGUAAUAGUUUUCUUUGAUGCUUUCUAUAUAUAAGGCAUUAUCUGUGAGCCCUUUUUUAUAUUGUAAAGUACCCCUUUCAGAUCCUUAAGAUCUAUAUUGGCAGAUGAUGUAAAGGUCAUCUGUUUCUUUGGCCUACAGUUACAGAGCCAGCACAAUGACCAACCAUCUUUACUUUCCCCAACUAAAGUCAUAUACUCUUUGGCGUUGGUUGGUUCUCGCCAAUCAGGCUGUCCCUCCACAAGAACUUGAUUGUAUCUUUGAAAGAAGUCAUUAUGAUAUACAUCUUAUCUUAUAUAAUACAGCCGUUAAUUCAAAAAAGAAGAUGAUUACAUCCUACACUUCAUGCAUUCAGUCAUGCAUAUUAACCAAUGACUUAAAUUCUGCCAAGUCACUGGUUUUCCUGGCUAGCUCAUUCUUAAUGCACUCUGUGUGUGUGUGUAUAUAUAUGUGGACACAGAAGCAUCCUAAAAAUCCUGAAAUUAAAAAUUGCAGUCUUCAGGAAGAUUUGAACUCGGGGACCUCUUUGUUUGGAAGCCAAGUGCUUUAUUCACUUUAUAUAUAUCCUCCUCUUAAAAUAUCUUCAUUUUGAUGUUCUUUAAAAAAAAAUAUAUAUAAUUAUUUUUGAAAUGACUUUCUAGUGCCAUAGAGCAUGGAAUGCCUCUCAUCCCCAAGUCCCCUCUCUUCUAAUGUCUAUGUCGAAUUUUGUUUAAUUCCCAACAGUGCUGUCAAACCAAGCAAGAAAAAGGUACCUCUUAUUUUACUUAACAUGACUUACAUCAAUAGAUAUUUCAACUUACACUACACAUCUGCAAAAACCUGGCCAAGUUACAUUUUGCUAACUAUUGUUUGGAACAUUAUGAUGGCUGUACUAAACAAAAGCUGUGUCGGUCCAAACAUAUUAUGUUUUAAAAAUGUGUUUUAUAUAUGGUUAAAGAUUUUUGUUUUUGUCUUUCAAAUUCAAUGUGAUAUUUUUACCUGCUAAAAAAUUGUAGCAUAUGCAUUGUCAUUGACUUUAUUACCUUUAAAAUAUUGCAUCUAUCUUUUAUUUAAAAUUGACCACAAUUUUCGCUUCAACAAAUUCUGUCAUACAUUUGUCUCAGGAAUGUUCAUGUUAUUUUCUAACAAGUUUAGUUUCACGUUUUGUUGAUACAGUUAGAAAAAAAAUGUAUUUAUUUUUUUGGUUACAUUUCUGUAUAGAUUUCUGUAAACAAAUAUUUUUUUUCUACUAAUUCAGAACUCUUUUGUCUGUAACUGUUUUUAUUUCAUUGUCACCAAGUUUUCUCGUGCCAUCAAAAUUGGUAUUAAAGGUUUAACAAUGUUGUUAUCUCAUCUUAUAUAAUACAUAAGUUACUUCAAAAAAGAAGAUUUUUACAUCAUCAGGUCUUGUCUGUUCUUUGUAAUAAGUAAUAAAUGCUAAACAUCAGUUUUGCCCUUUUGUUAAUGUUCCACUGGUUAUUGUACAAAUAUGAUUUGUGUUUAUUUAUUAGUUAUUUGUUGUAAAGUGUGUGGGGGGUGGAUUUUUAAAAAUGUUAAACUUUUUUUAUAUUUUGUAUCUUUUAGAGUUGGCCUAUUCUAUUUUAUUUAUUUUUUUAACAAUUUUGUUUUUCUAAAUGUCAUAUAAUGCUAAACACUUAUAAAUUAUGUAAGUGUAACUAUUAAUAAUGUAAGUGUAAUUAUUAAUAAUAAUACCAUUAAUAAAACUAUUAAAAAUGGCCGAUACAACAUCUUAAUAACUUAUUGAUGAUUGAAAGCAAUUCAUUUUAAUUUAUGUUAAAUGUAUGAUUUUUUUUUGAUGAUUUUGUGUCUUUAAUUGAGUGUGUGUGUUUGAGUGUUAUCAACUUCUUUACCUAUGGUCGAGAGGCUAAGUGCACUUGAACUUGGCUUGGCUACCUAUAAAGGGCCUCGAGGUUCAAAACCCGACUCAGACAGAGUUGUGUUUACUAAGUGCCUGACGGCAGAACGGAAAAACCUUCUCCUAAAUACCCCCUCCCCCCACUGGUCCACAACUGAGAUUGGACCAAAGCGCUCUGCUAUAUAAAAGUCAUAAUUAUUAUUAUUUGGUUGCUACCUAUGAAAAAAAAAUGUCUACAUUGACUAACCAAAAUCAGAGCUGCUUACACAAACACAUGAAUCUUAAAUUCACCAUUUGUAUGCUAGUUAAGUGAAGCUAGUUAAGUGAAGCUAGUUAAGUGAUGCUAAUUAAGUGGUGCUAGUUAAGUGAUGCUAAUUAAGUGAUGCUGGUUAAGUGAUGCUAGUUAAGUUGUAGUGUAACUGAGUUGUUUAUUUUCUACGUGCGUCCAGCGUGACGAAAGGUCAUGUCCAGUGUGUGUGUGUGUUCAUAGUAGUUAAGCAAUGUCAUAUGAGAAGUGUUUGUGCUUGUUCACUGUCUACUGCAAUCUUGUCGAAUAAAGCCAUGGUAUUGGUA
Molecule: messenger RNA, 6305 nt
Organism: Biomphalaria glabrata
Lineage: Eukaryota; Metazoa; Mollusca; Gastropoda; Planorbidae
Product: lysosome membrane protein 2-like
Exons: 14
Coding region: 203-2041 (612 amino acids)
Cellular component (GO): cytoplasm; membrane
Molecular function (GO): scavenger receptor activity
Source: RefSeq, a predicted model, not a curated record